This is a messenger RNA of Prunus persica (peach), 1843 nucleotides long. RefSeq names its product 3-ketoacyl-CoA synthase 7. The transcript has a single exon. Lineage: Eukaryota; Viridiplantae; Streptophyta; Magnoliopsida; Rosales; Rosaceae. The record is from RefSeq and is a predicted model, not a curated record. Gene Ontology annotation, molecular function: acyltransferase activity, transferring groups other than amino-acyl groups. Gene Ontology annotation, cellular component: membrane. Bases 426 to 1787 code for a protein of 453 amino acids. Gene Ontology annotation, biological process: fatty acid biosynthetic process.
UCACGCAAAUUGGAGGUUGUCAAGUUAUACAAGUCUUCUUAGUUGUCUGCACAUAAAAACUUUGUGAUCAAACAAACUAGACAUUGCCUUUACCGAGAGAACGCAACCAUCAACAGAAGAAAGAAAGACAAAUUAGGCACUUAGGAGGGUACAAUCUUACUCUUAUCAUCACAAAGUUUUAGCUUGUUUCUGCGUAAAAUCUCACCUUUGGCCAUGAUUGCAAAACACACUCAACAUCAAUAAAAAAAAAUAUAAAAAAGAACAUAUGCCGAUACCACGAAGAGUUGCAUAAAGCAUUUAUGUUGAUCAAAACUGAUUGAACAUUGGAAAUAUUUUCAAACGUCCUCAUUGGCUGCUUAAAUUAAAUGAUUAUAAGCAAAAAUAUCAAAGCAAACUACUAAGGAAACCCAGUCGAAGAACUUCACAUGGAGACUACAUUGCUUAGGUCUUUCUCAUUUCUCGCUGCAGAAUUAUCUCCAAUCUUCCUCACCAAUUUCUUAGCUACAACUGUUUUGGUCAUUGCCGCUGCUGUCUAUUUUCAUUUCAGAUCCAAGGGUAUAUACCUUAUAGACUUCACCUGCUAUCUGCCUCCUGAUAGCUUGCGCGUUCCAACAUCGAAUUUCAUCGAGCACAUUGAAAUAUCUGGAAUGCAUGACAGAGAAAGUGUUGAUUUUCAAACGAAGGUGUUGGAAAGAUCAGGAAUUGGAGCAGAGAGUUGCAUGCCUAUUACAGUGCAUGAGAUCCCACCUUAUUCCUCUUUAAAAGCUACUAGAAAUGAAACUGAAACGGUUCUCUUCACUAUUGUCAAAGACCUCCUUUCCAAGCACAAAAUAAAUCCAAAAAGUAUCGACAUUCUUGUGUCAAACUGUAGCCUUUUCUCCCCCACACCGUCCAUUACAUCUAUGGUCAUAAACAAGUUUGGAUUCCGAAGCAACAUAAAGAGCAUCAACCUCAGUGGAAUGGGUUGCAGUGCCGGAAUCUUGUCGAUAAGUUUGGCGAAAGAUCUUUUAAAAGUUCACAAGAACUGCUUGGCCUUAGUUCUCAGCAUGGAAGCUGUAACUCCCAAUGGCUAUGGGGGUAGAAUGAAAUCCAUGCUUCUUCCCAACAUUUUGUUUCGGAUGGGAGGAGCUGCUAUCCUAUUAUCGAACAGGAAGCAAGAUAAGCGAAUAGCUAAGUAUGAGCUCCAGCAUCUUGUCCGAACCCACAUUGGUUCAGAUGAUGAGGCAUACCAAUCUGUUUUCCAGCAGCCUGAUGAAGCAGGGCAUGUUGGGGUCUCGUUAUCACGAGCACUUUUACGUGUGGCAACAAAGGCUCUAAGAAGUAACAUGUCAGAGUUGGGGCCACUUGUGCUACCAUAUUCAGUGCAGCUCCGAUACGCAUGGUCAGUGAUAUGCAUGAAACUUUGGUUUCUACCAAGCAAAAAGGGAAUUUAUGUGCCGAAUUUCAAGAAGGCGCUUGAGCAUUUCUGUAUACAUGCUGGUGGAAGGGCAGUGAUUGAUGGCAUAGAAGACAGUCUGAAGCUGCACAAGGAGGAUGGAGAAGCUUCAAGGAUGACAUUACACAGAUUUGGCAAUACUUCAUCUUCUUCAGUUUGGUAUGAGCUCUGCUAUUUGGAGGCAAAAGGAAGGUUGAAGAAAGGAAACCGAGUUUGGCAAAUAGCCUUUGGAAGUGGUUUCAAGUGUAACAGCGCAAUUUGGAAGUGCAUUUCAGAUAUUGAUCCAACAAAAAGAAAUGCAUGGUCUGAUUGCAUCCAUUUCUAUCCUACUCAGAAUGACACCCUUAACUAAGAUUUUCUGAAUUGCUGUUGUAAUUUUAUUUAACCUUUGUUGUAUUGUAUCCAUUU